GCUUCUUGUAAAAGAUUAAGAAACCAAUCAGUUUUGUUAUUAAUUCGUUUUUUAAUACCGGUAUAUAAAGAAGAUGUAAUUUCAUUUGUAAUUUUAUCACAAAAAUGUUAUCAUUAACAUUUUUGAUGAUUUUAACGUUUCCAUCAACAUUUGGAAACAACUUUCCAUCUUUAUUGACUACAAACGCCACUUUGGCGGUUAUUUUGGAUAAAGAGUAUUUAGGAGAUGAUUAUGCGAAUAUAAAAGAUGUGGUUGAGACUUACGUGGGUUUUAUUAAACGUGAAAAGCUUAAAAAUGGUGGAUUAAACGUGAUUUUUUACUCUUGGACGAGUAUAAAAAUCAAAAAAGAUUUUUCGGCGAUUUUAAGCGUCGCUUCUUGUUCUGAUACUUGGAGGUUAUUCGACGUUGCAAGAAAUGAACACGUUUUGUUUAUGGCCAUAUCAGAAAGCGAUUGUCCAAGAUUACCUCAAGAUUUAGCAUUUACAAUCCCUUUAAUAAAGCAAGGCCAAGAACUACCCCAAAUCAUUUUAGAUUUACGCUCAAAUAAAGCGUAUAAUUGGAAUUCCGUUACAGUUCUUUACGAUCUCACUUUAAGUAGAGAUAUGAUAACAAGAGUUUUAACUUCCUUAACUUUGGAUAACGUUGAUAUCGCCGCCACGGCUUCGACGAUUGCUUUAAUGGAGCUAACCCAAAAUUAUUCAUCGAUUUACAACAUUCAUUACGUCCGGGAAGUUUUAACCAGCUUGAAAUGGAGGAACAUCGGCUCGAAUUAUUUGGUGAUGAUUUCAAUCGAAUUGGUUCCUUUAGUUAUGGAUAUUUCGAAAAAUUUAAAGCUGGUAAACACCGAAAGUCAAUGGUUAUAUGUUAUUUCAAACGCCGAUCUGAAAAAUGAAACCAAUUUGGAUGUGAUUAAACAUUUAAAAGAAGGAGAUAACGUUGCUUUCGUUUACAACGUUACUAGUUCAGAAGAAAAUUGUAAGCAAGGAAUUCAAUGUCACAUCGAAGAAGUUUUAGAUGCAUUUAGUCGAGCUUUAGAAAGUGCGAUUUUAGAUGAAAUCGAUUUGGCCGGCCAAGUUUCCGAUGAAGAAUGGGAAGCGAUUAGGCCAACGAAAUCGGAGAGGCGAAAUUUUUUAUUAAAAAGUAUGAAAAGUUAUUUAUCGCAAAAUGGGGAGUGCGAUAACUGUACAAUUUGGCAGAUGAAAGCCGGGGAUACAUGGGGAAGAGAAUUUUUAAGAAAUUCCUCAGUUCUAAGCGUUGAACUUUUACAAGUCGGUUAUUGGAAACCCAGAGAAGGCCCGUUAAUGACCGACGUUUUAUUUCCCCACGUUAAACAUGGAUUUCGCGGAAGACGAUUAUCUUUAGCUGUGGUCCAUAACCCACCGUGGCAAGUUAUUGAAGUGAAUAAUUCCAGUGUGACGUUUCGUGGAAUGGUGGCAGAUAUCGUUAAUGAAUUAUCGAAAAAUCUAAACUUUUCUUACGCUGUAAUCCCAAUCGGAAACACUUCAUCAUCAAAAUUAAACUCCGAUUAUGAUUUUAAUGAUAUCUCAACGUACGAGAUUCCGGAUGUUAUUAUUAAUUUAGUACGAACGAGGAAAGUUUUAAUGGCAGCUUCCGCUUUUACAAUAAGCGAAAAAACUAAAACUUUAGUUAAUUUUACUCUUCCAAUUAGCACCCAAACUUACACAAUUUUAGCUGCACGACCUAAAGAAUUAAGUCGAGCUUUGCUAUUUAUGUCACCAUUUACACAAAGUACUUGGUUGAGUUUAUUAACAGCAAUUUUAUUAAUGGGGCCUAUUUUAUAUUUAAUGAAUAAAUUCACCCCGGUUUAUGAAUACAAUGGAAUUAGUGUUAAAGGUUUAUCAUCAAUUUAUAAUUGUAUUUGGUACGUUUAUGGCGCUUUACUUCAACAAGGGGGAAUGUAUCUUCCUUAUGCUGAUAGCGCAAGAAUAAUCAUCGGAUCUUGGUGGUUAGUCGUUUUAGUUUUAUCUACAACUUAUUGUGGAAAUUUAGUUGCGUUUUUAACAUUCCCUAAUAGCGAUAAACCCAUUUCAACUAUUGAAGAUGUUUUGAAUCAUCCUUCUUUAACUUGGACUAUUGCCCAAAAUAGCUUUUUUGAAGAAGAAGCCAAAACAUCGAACGAUCCAAAAUAUCAAGAAUUAUUUAAAAAAUCAAUAAAAGCAUCGAUUAAUAAACAAAAUAUGGUUCAAAACAUCGAAAACGGCCACCAUGUGUACAUCGAUUGGAAAAUGCGGUUGCAAUAUAUGAUGAAGAAGCAAUUUUUAUUAAAAAAUACCUGCGGGUUAGCGUUGGGGAAAGAAGAAUUUUGUGAAGAAAGAAUCGGGCUGAUUUUGGCUAAAGAUAACCCGUACACAGAAAAAAUCAAUAAAGAGAUAAAACGUUUACACCAAGUCGGUUUGAUUCAAAAGUGGUUGAGAGAUUAUCUUCCGAAACGAGAUAGAUGUUACAAAUCAAGAUCGACUUCUGCGGCAAAUAAUCACACCGUAAAUUUGGACGAUAUGCAAGGAAGUUUUUUCGUGUUAUUUUUCGGAUUUCUAAUUGGUUUAUUCAUUAUUUUCGUUGAAAAACUUCUUUAUAAGUAUCAAAAGAAAAGGAGCAAAUCAAAAUCCGUCCAACCAUUUAUUACAUAAUAAUUUUUUUUAUGAUUUAUGAAUAAGUUAUCCACAUGUCUGUUAUUGGAGGUAGAUUCCUUUCACGAAUUUAUUUUAUUUCUCGUUUUAAUUAUUGCCGUUAUAAACAAAUUUUGGGAUUAAUAAAUGGAUAAAGGAUUUUAUAAUAGAUUAAACGCUUACCACGGGGCAGUUGUAUCAUCAGUUAGGAACAAAAUUAAUAAAUUCACAAUGCGAUGUCAAAGUGACACGACCACUUUGAGGUUAAAAUUUUAAGCUGUCAAUUUAACAACGUGAAGUUAGUUAAAAAUGAAGGGGUUUUCGGUUAUUACUUAAAAAAUGUAAAUUUUUUUUAAAGUUUAUUAUUUCAAUGUUUUUUUUUAAUAACAAAUAAUUAAAAAUUAUUUUUUUUUAUAUGAAACUCAAAAUAUUGUGAAUAUGGCAACUAAAUAAUUUGACAUAAUGAUAUUUUUUAGGUUAGUUUUUGAAUUUUUAACUGUCAAUUCAAUAAUAAGCUAAUUUUUUUUGAUUAA
This is a messenger RNA of Onthophagus taurus, 3160 nucleotides long. It is a transcript of the gene Ir93a, whose product is annotated as Ionotropic receptor 93a. Gene Ontology annotation, molecular function: ligand-gated monoatomic ion channel activity; signaling receptor activity. Lineage: Eukaryota; Metazoa; Arthropoda; Insecta; Coleoptera; Scarabaeidae. Gene Ontology annotation, cellular component: membrane. Gene Ontology annotation, biological process: monoatomic ion transport. The record is from RefSeq and is a predicted model, not a curated record.